This is a messenger RNA of Cucurbita pepo subsp. pepo (vegetable marrow), 1600 nucleotides long. RefSeq names its product cysteine proteinase COT44. Gene Ontology annotation, biological process: proteolysis. Gene Ontology annotation, molecular function: cysteine-type peptidase activity. NCBI's taxonomy places the organism in Eukaryota, Viridiplantae, Streptophyta, Magnoliopsida, Cucurbitales, Cucurbitaceae. The record is from RefSeq and is a predicted model, not a curated record.
UCUGAGAUGAGAUGAGCUCCUCGUGUAUGGGAAAUGACAGUGAAAGUCAGUCAUGUCAUCUUCUCCGCUGGCACACUCUCCCAUGCCAAAUUCAAUCGGUUGCAUUAUAUUUUAUUUCCUUUUAACUGCCAAAACCUUCCGCCAUCAACUUGCCCUUUCAUUCUCCCAUUUUCCAACCCUUUACUAUUCUCUAAACCCAUGAGCUAACCUCCACCUCCUAUAAAUACCCAUCGCCACUUCCCCCACUUUCCCCAUCACUCCGAAUCUUCUUUAACCAACCUUCGCCAUGCCUUCUCCCACCACUUUGCUUCCCCUCCUCUCCUUCUUCCUCCUUUCCACUUCCGCCCUCUCCUCCUCCUCCUCUCUGCUCAGCCGCAGGAGUGACAGCGAGGUGAGAGCAACCUACGACCUGUGGCUGGCGAAGUUUGGCAAGACCUACAACGGAAUCGAAGAACAGGAGAAGAGGUUUCAGAUCUUCCGGGAGAAUCUGAACUUCAUCGAUGACCAUAACUCUGAGAAUCGGACGUAUAAGGUUGGAUUGAACAGGUUCGCCGAUUUGACCAACGACGAGUAUCGGGCUGCGUAUUUGGGGACCAGGUCGUCCCCUGCUCGACGAGUCAUGAAGGACAAGAACGCCAGUCGCCGAUACGCCGUUAACAACCGCGACCAGUUGCCGGAAUCCGUCGAUUGGAGGGCCAAAGGUGCCGUUACUCCCAUCAAAAAUCAAGGAAGUUGCGGAAGCUGCUGGGCAUUCUCCACUAUAGCGGCAGUGGAAGGCAUAAACCAGAUCGUCACCGGAGAACUCAUCUCUCUCUCCGAACAAGAGCUUGUUAGCUGCGACAAAAAGUACAAUUCAGGCUGCAAUGGAGGCCUUAUGGACUAUGCCUUCCAGUUCAUCAUUGACAACGGCGGCUUGGACACCGAAGAAGAUUACCCUUAUGAGGGCUUGGACGGACAAUGCGAUCCCACCAGGAAAAAUGCCAAGGUUGUUAGCAUCGACGGGUACGAGGAUGUCCCUGCCAACGACGAGGAAACAUUGAAGAAGGCCGUUGCCCAUCAGCCAGUGAGCGUCGCCAUUGAAGCUAGUGGCUUGGCUAUGCAACUCUACCAAUCGGGUGUAUUCACUGGUGAUUGUGGCUCUGCUCUGGACCAUGGCGUGGUCGCUGUUGGAUAUGGCACAGAGAACGGGGUUGAUUAUUGGCUUGUAAGGAACUCUUGGGGCACGGGAUGGGGUGAGGAUGGCUACUUCAAGCUAGAGCGCAAUGUAAAGCACACUACCAAUGGCAAGUGUGGGAUAACAAUGCAGGCUUCUUAUCCUGUUAAGAACGGCAGCAACCCAACAGGAUCAUACUCGGCUUUGGAAACUGUUGGGGACAAGAACAAGAUUAGCACUGCCGCAAUAUAAACUCCUGGCAGUUUGGCGAGAAGAAAAAAAGGUGAAAUGGAGAGAAAUUAUGUCUUGAUAUUUCAAUUCCUAUUGGUCUGAAGUUGGGCCUAUUGUUUUACCUAGAAAUCUUAAUGUGCUUCUUUCUUGUAAAUGAUUCGGUUCAAUAUCAAUGUUCCUUAACAGUUUAAUGAUAUCUGUAGCAUUUAAGAAGGA